UAAUUCAUUUAUUCUAAACAAACUUCGUGGAGAAUGUCAGAGUGUGCACGCAGAGCCCGCAGAGCAGAGUAGCUCGUUAGGUUUUGUUCUAAAAUGACAGUAACUGACUGUGUCUUCUUCAAGAGCGGUUUUGUUGGUUUGUGUUGAAUCGCGACCGAUUUAAUAUACAGAGUAGACUGACGUUUUGGCUAACGUUAGCUAGCUACUCUAGCCCUGCAGUUACACUACUGUCAAAAUACAAGAUCUGGACUUCUGCAGAUUAACAGUCUACCCAGUAUUGAUGCAAAAAAGUACGAGGUAGUAGUAAUGUAAUGUUUGUUAUAUAACAUAAUCAUGGAGGGCUUAGACAAGUAAGCUAGCUAGCUGAUUGCUGUCAAGGUAGCUAGCUAUGCUGGCUAGGUCUUUGUUGGCUUUGACACCCUGGAGACUGCAUCAGUCUUUGGAGAGGACACUUUACCCCAGAUUAGUCCCUGGUUCAGCACUACGGCUGGAGAGAUGUCCGGCCUCUGGGCUCAGGUGCUGUCUACCAAAUGUGCAUUCCUCAUCACACAAACUUUACACACUCUGCGAGAACAAUCACAGAGUCAGAUUUAGUGAAGCCUGGUCUCAUGGAUUUCCAAAAGGAAACCUGCACAGACUUGUUUUUGACCCAAAACAUGAUAUGAUCCUCAAACCAUGGAAUAUACACAGAACGUUUCAGUCCACCACUGGAAGCACUAAAACUGUGCUGAAGCAAGCGGGCAUGCCUGGCAAAAAGACAUUAAAGGGACCAAGGACGAAACAGCCAUCCAGAGCUAAUCUGCCAUCCCCAGAAAAGGAUAUGAUGCAAUGUGUUGCUUAUGCGACUGCUGAACAGUACCACCUACCUACUCUCUGCCAUGACCUAGUAGCCAAUGGAUUUGUUGAAAUAAAAGACUUGCCCAGAGAUGCAUCUAAUGUUCUGGUGAUUGGAACGGAAAUGACAUUAAAACCAGAUGACAGUGCAAUGAUGUUUUUCUUCAGGGAAGGCUCUGUGGUUUUCUGGAAUGUUGAUGAGAAAACUAUAAAGAACGUGAUGCGGAUUUUGGAGCAACAUGAGAUUCAGCCGUAUGAGGUAGCUUUGGUGCACUGGGAAAAUGAAGAGAUCAAUUAUUCGAUAGAAGAAGGAAGCACAAAGCUUUAUCGGGGAAACUUCAUAUUUAAUAAUGACAUGGACUAUGAACAAGUUCUUCUGGAGAAAUUUGCAUUUUCUAAUGCUCUGUCUCUAUCAGUUAAGCUGGCGAUAUGGGAGAUCUCUCUGGAUAACUUUGUUGAAUCUAUUCAGCCAAUUCCAGAGACACUAAAGGCUGGGAAGUCAGUCAAACUGUCCAGGGCAGAAGUCUUGCAGAAGAUAGGAGAACUGUUUGCUCUGAGACACUGCAUAAACCUUAGUUCAGAUCUUCUCAUCACUCCGGAUUUCUACUGGGACAGAGAAGACCUGGAGCAACUGUAUGACAAGACAUGUCAAUUUCUCAGUAUCAACCGUAGGGUCAAGGUUGUGAAUGAGAAGCUGCAACAUUGCACUGAACUGACAGACCUGAUGAGGAAUCAUCUUAGUGAAAAGCAUAGUCUCCGCCUAGAGUGGAUGAUCGUAAUCUUGAUCACUAUUGAGGUGAUGUUUGAACUCGCCCGUGUGAUCUUCUGAGGAGACAGAAGUUUUAGAUAUGGGUUUGAUAAUCCACAGUGAGAUCAACCAACCACAUUUUAAAGCGUAUCAGUGCUCUUCCAGCUUGAAGGCUUCUUUUUAAACCUCCUGUCAGUACUGUAGAUGUUUGUCAGAUGCUUGCUGUGGUGCUGUACUGUUUCAUGCUGUAAGUUUCAUUAAAUAAAUAAACUUCAAUGCA
Clarias gariepinus (North African catfish) is the source of this 1862-nucleotide messenger RNA. It is a transcript of the gene rmnd1, whose product is annotated as required for meiotic nuclear division 1 homolog. The record is from RefSeq and is a predicted model, not a curated record. Bases 389 to 1663 code for a protein of 424 amino acids. Lineage: Eukaryota; Metazoa; Chordata; Actinopteri; Siluriformes; Clariidae. The transcript has 12 exons. Gene Ontology annotation, biological process: positive regulation of mitochondrial translation.